Geodia barretti is the source of this 292-nucleotide messenger RNA. Lineage: Eukaryota; Metazoa; Porifera; Demospongiae; Tetractinellida; Geodiidae. The record is from the annotation of a GenBank genome assembly.
GAGAACGCGCCGCGGCGCGAAGAGAAGCGGUAGAGAGAGGACGACGAGAGAUCGAGAAGAGCAGACGAUGCAGCUCCCCGAGAAAGGGUUGAGUAAAGAAGAACUGAUUCAGGAGCUGAAAAAGAGGAAGAGAGUUGAGACCGACCCUCAUGCAGGGAAGAUUUUCGCAUACGUGUACACCAGGGAAGGCGGAAAGUUCGACGCCGUGGAAACGGCAUUUGACAUGUUUGAAUUUGGAGACAAUAGUAGUGCAGACGAAGAAGAUGGAGAGGAAAAAGGAGCGAGAGAGGGA